UGCUUUCCAUUCUUCGAAUUUACUGCACAUCAAUGUGUAUCAAGCAGAGUCUCUUCACAUUGCCUUUGGUGACCUGUAUUAUGGCUGCCGUCCUAGGAUCUCUCCAGGUUGGGUACCACUCAGGCAACAUUAACUCACCUGAAAAGAUAAUUGAAAUUUUCUUUAAUGAAACAUGGAAAAUGCGGUACAACCGUUCACUAUCAGAGCCCAGCUUUUCCCUGUUGUGGUCUGUCACAAUCAGCAUUAAAGAUUUUGGAGGAAUGAUUGGAGCGCUAGGAGUCAAAGUUUUUGCAGACACUUAUGGAAGAAGGAAUUCUAUUCUUGUGGCCAACGGCAUAUCCAUUCUGAGCACGUGUUUGAUGUCUUUGUCCCACCUCUGCAAAUCAUUUGAGUUGCUCAUUUUAGGUCGAUUAAUCUUUGGACUAUUCUGUGGUCUAAUAAUGAGCCUGAACCCUCUCUACAUUCAGGAGAUUUCCCCCAGAUCAAUGCGGGGAGCUUGUGCGACUGUUAACCAGGCCUUAUAUUCCAUUGGUAUUUUAUUGGGCAUGUUAAUGAGUCUGGACACAGUUCUGGGCACAGAUGAUUACUGGCCAUUAAUGCUUUCACUGUCCUUGAUACCGGCAUUCCUCCAAUACCUUUGCUUACCCUUCUGUCCAGAAAGCCCUCGUUAUCUGAUUAUUAAUCAAGGGAAAGUAGAAGAGGCCAAAAAGGUCCUACAAACCCUUCGAGGACCUUUGAGGGAUACAUCUAGUGAGAUUACAGAGAUCCAAGAUGAGGCAAUUAAUAUUCAGUCAAAGGUCACCGUCAAGGCAUUUCUAACUAGACGAAGCUACAGGAUGCCAAUCCUAAUUCUCAUUGUUAUUAAUUUAGCUGUGCAUAUGUCUGGGUUCAACAUAAUAGUAAAUUAUUCAACUAGUAUAUUCAGAGCCUCUGGUCUUCCACAUUCUCAAUCACUUACCCUUGGAGUUGGUGCAAUCAAUACUUUCUUCACCAUUGUCUCUGCAUCCUUAAUGGAACGAGCAGGACGCCGGAAAUUACUCCUGGUUGGCUUUGCUGUUAAAAUAUUGUGUAAUGUGUUGCUAACUAUCACAACUUCUUUGAGCACCAUCCCUGGAAUGCCUAUUGUACAAGUUGUGGCUGUUUUCGGUCUGGUAUCAGCUUUUGAACUUGGACCUGGCCCAAUAUCUUGGUUUAUUUCUGCGGAACUUUUUGAUCAGGCUGCUCGACCAUUUGCAAUGUCUCUGAAUAGCUUGCUAAACUGGGGAGGAAAAUUCCUGUCCGCUCUACUUUACACACCACUACUGAUGGUGAUUGGACCCUACGUUUACACUAUAUAUGCUGGGAUUCUGAUUGCUGCAUUUGUUUUUGCAUUUUUGCACCUACCAGAAACUAAGGGCCGCACAUUUGAUGAAAUUUCUUCAGAGUUCCGCAAAGCUGAUGGCAUCUUGUUGGAUGUGAAAAAUGGAUUUAAGACUUUUCAAUGAAAUA
Erpetoichthys calabaricus (reedfish) is the source of this 1488-nucleotide messenger RNA. RefSeq names its product solute carrier family 2, facilitated glucose transporter member 1 (gene slc2a1c). Gene Ontology annotation, biological process: monosaccharide transmembrane transport. Bases 33 to 1484 code for a protein of 483 amino acids. The transcript is spliced from 10 exons. Gene Ontology annotation, molecular function: hexose transmembrane transporter activity. Gene Ontology annotation, cellular component: membrane. The record is from RefSeq and is a predicted model, not a curated record. Lineage: Eukaryota; Metazoa; Chordata; Cladistia; Polypteriformes; Polypteridae.